AUGUGGAGCAUGCUGGUUCUGUCAAAGAUAAUGAAAAACAGCCCAGUGAAUCAGUGCCCGCGCUCGCUAUUAAAUCAGGGCGAGAGGUGGGGAGGGGGGGUCGGCGGGUGGGGUUUGUUUGCUAGGCCGAGGGCGGUUUCAGUCUGGCGCGAACGCUCGCGCGGUGUGGAUGUGCGCGCGGUGACCGCGUGUGUACGGAGUUGGCGGGAACAUUCCCGCCCACAAAACGACAAAAUAUUUUCAGACGCUAAUAAGCUGGCGAGCGGUGGUGGAGGCGGCCGAGGUCUCUUCUGCUACCACUGCCCGCCGAGCCUGCCACCGCACCAACAUAGACUGCCCGCUCUGGAGUACCCUUUCACCGCCUCACAUCCUUACACGAGUUACUCGUACCACCCGGCGAUCCACGAUGACACGUUCGUGCGGCGGAAACAACGGCGGAACAGGACCACCUUUACGCUUCAGCAGUUGGAGGAGUUGGAAACGGCGUUUGCGCAGACGCACUACCCCGACGUGUUCACGAGAGAAGACCUCGCGCUCAAGAUCAACCUCACGGAAGCCCGAGUACAGGUGUGGUUCCAAAACCGGCGGGCGAAAUGGCGGAAAGCGGAGCGAUUGAAGGAAGAGCAGCGGAAGCGGGAAGGCGUUGAAGUGCUUCCGAAGAGGGACCCUGCGGAUGAUAAGGGUUCAUCCGAAUGCAUGUCCCGCGGCUCCGCUGAAGCCUCCCCCGUGUCGGGCGUGGCGUCCCCCCGCGCCUCGCCGCCGGUGACGCCGGGCUCGCCGCGCCGCUCGCCGCACCGCUCGCCGCGGCGGUCGCCCAACAGGUCGGAGACCAGCUGUCCGUCGCCCGCGCCGUCCGUAGGCAGCGCGGGCUCCAGGGACGCCGCGCCGGAACCGCGGCCCCAGCACCAUAUUUUCUCGCCUUUCGACCAUUCAAGCGCCUACCGAGCGUCGCCUGCGGCGGCGGGAGACGCGCCCCCCGCGCCGCCGCUGUUCCUCCCCCCGCACCUCAGCCACCUCUCGCAGCAUCUCAACCAUCUGUCGCAACCCUUCUUCCCCAGUUUGAAAGGUUGGGGCGCCCCCUGCCCCUGCUGUCCCAAAGAGGAAGCCCGUUCCACCAGCGUGGCCGAGCUCCGGCGUAAGGCCCACGAGCACUCGGCGGCGUUACUGCACUCCCUGGCCAGCUUCCAGUCGCGGGCGCUGCUGCCGCUACCGCUGCACCUGCCGCCGCUGCCCAUGUCCCUGCUGCCGCACGAGCCGCCGCCGAAUCAGCCGGACACACAGAAAAAUAUAGACUAAACCCGUAACACUCGGACAGACGCUUUUUAACCUUUUGACAACCACAGACCGCUAUGGACGUCAUCGGAAAGUCUUGCCACUGACGCCAACGACGGCUACAGAUGUCAGCUUCGCCAAUGCAAUUGGGACUUACGCAGGACUCCGUAAAGAUUAAUUUCACUUAAAUAAUGGCGAUCGCCUGGCAUCCUGGGCACGGCAUAUUCCUUCGCCGUCUGGCGUUCAAAAAGGUAAAGGAGCGUAGGAAGAUAUUAACUAAUUUAGUGUUAAAUUUACCACGCGAAAUGGAUCGUCGUCAUCGAAUAACAACAUGAAAUACAGAGAUUUAAUUAAUACCAGUUGGGCUUCUUAAAACCAAAAUCUCACAAAUGAAGAUUCUAAAAUGAUUAUUCGUAAUCAACCUUGCUGUAGGCCGAUUACUUAGCUCGUGAUGCAGGUUCACUAUGGGAUUUAGGAAAUAUUCUAAAAUAAUUACUCUCGUAAUGACACACCAACAACCUGUAUUUUACCUGUGGUGUGGAUUUUAAUAAAUGUUAUAACCUCGAGCAUCCCACGGUCCUCUUACUAGUACAAAUAACCUCCAAUGAAAUUUAAAUCGUUAUUAAAUGGAACAGAUUUGCUUUUGUUUGUUUCGUUCGAUUUAAAACAAAACAAAUUCAAUUCUGUUUUCUAAUACCAUUGUUUCAAAUAUGGCUGACAAUUUUUCUUGUAUGGUUGACUAGAGGAUACGACAGACUUUGUAUACAUAAGUUCGUAAUAUCAACUGCGAAUAAACAACACACAGAAUACAAAACACACACACACAGAGAAACACACAGAAUACAGUCCGACAGUAAUUUAUAACAAAUGUUAUGUUAAGUAUAAACUUAUUAAUCGAGGAUACUGUGGAUUCUUGUGCCAUAUAUAUUAGUCGUGCCAAACUAUGUGCCAUAACCCUUAGCUUAAGAUAUUUCUUGUUCAUUCCAUUAAACUCUAAUUGUAUUUCAUGAAACUACAUGAUUUGAAAGUGGAAGUGCCAAACUACAACCAGUAUUAGAUAGUAUGCUGUUGAGGUUUUCGAAAGUAAAAAAAUAAUUUGAAGGAUAACGAUGCACUGCAGUGUCAAACUGAGUCAAUAUUUAUUUUAUUAGACGUAGGUAAAUAUUUUAAGAUCACAUUUACCUAUUCUGCGGUGUGUUGGAAUCCUCAAUAUUUAUUACAGAAAUUUAAAACCUACUUAUACCUAUUUGGAAUUAUUAUUUAGUUCUUGUAAAUACUUUUAUAUCAUUGCAGUAUUCGACCAAAAGCUGUUGUGAAUAUUUAUUUUCUAUGUGUCAUAUAUAGGAAAAAAUGUAAAUAAAUCAGUCAUUGUUUUCAUCAUAUACGAAAUAUGAAAGAUAGUGUAUAAUAUUGUAUUUAACAUAAUACUUUUACUAGAAACUCCAUUAGGAAGUUUUAUUUGAUGAAAACGGUGAUUUUUAUUGUUCAGUGACUCGAUGUUUGUACGGUGUCUGUAGUUAAGUAGUUUUGUAAAUAAAUAACGUUUCAAAUAAUAUAAUAAGUAAUUAUUGUAUUAUAUAUUUGAUAUAAUACUUAACAUUUCUCCCAAAAAAACAGUUCAAUCCAUUGAAAAAUCGGUCUUAUGCCAACUUAUGUAGGUACAAGAGGGCAUGAUGAUCAAGUCGAAAGGAUAGAUUCCAAAUUGUGUCUCUAAACUUUGGAUCUUAAAAAGUGCAUUGCAUAUUAUGCAUAUGAUAUUAAUUUCAAUGUAUAUUAUUAAAUCUCAUUUUGUACAGGCCGUGCCAGGCACUUUCAUACAUGAACAUCUUUUUGAUGGCUAAUUUCGCAACCCUCCGGCCGCUACGCUGUAGGCACUUCGAUGCGCUACGUAGCCAUACUGCCGGAUUCGAACUUUAAGAUACGUCAAUUAAUAGAUCUAGAAACGAUAUGGAUUAGAUGUGUCAGUGUCAAAAGUGACGUAUUUGUUUGAAGAAACGUCACAUUUGACACUGACAUAUCUAAUUCAUAUCGUUUCUAGAUCUAUUAAUUGACGUAUCUUAAAGUUAGUAUCGGGCCGAUAUUCUCGUAUGCGCAAUAAAAGUGUUAAUAAGUAAUAAACAAAGAUAUUAUUUAGUGUUUCGAAAAUUAUCGAUAUUCAAUCGCCAUCAGAUUAAGAGUAAACAAGGCAAGCAUUACAGUACAUGUACAGAUAUUUUUGCACACUUUAACUGCCCCGACAGUCCUGACACAUCUUGGCAACUGUCUUUCCUUCCUGUAUGUCCUUAUUGCCACAAUACUUUCCACUCGGAACAAAUGUUAAUACAGUUAUGAUAUACAUAUAACAUAGUAUUGUAAGUAGACGUACAGUCCGCCCCAUAUUGUACAUAGAGAGCCGGGAGACGACCACUGCACUAUGCACGAACCGUGGAAUUGUUGGGGCCGACUGUACUUGUAUGAUAAUAUAAAUAUUAUACUUAAUAUAUACGUACCUUAGGCACAUUUAAAUACCUAGUUGUUUUAAUUACUGCAAAAUAAACUAUUAUGUACAUGA
Messenger RNA from Cydia fagiglandana, 3823 nucleotides. RefSeq names its product dorsal root ganglia homeobox protein (gene Drgx). Gene Ontology annotation, molecular function: RNA polymerase II transcription regulatory region sequence-specific DNA binding; DNA-binding transcription factor activity, RNA polymerase II-specific. The transcript is spliced from 10 exons. Lineage: Eukaryota; Metazoa; Arthropoda; Insecta; Lepidoptera; Tortricidae. Bases 1 to 1296 code for a protein of 431 amino acids. The record is from RefSeq and is a predicted model, not a curated record. Gene Ontology annotation, biological process: regulation of transcription by RNA polymerase II.